Leptinotarsa decemlineata (Colorado potato beetle) is the source of this 1107-nucleotide messenger RNA. RefSeq lists its product as uncharacterized. The record is from RefSeq and is a predicted model, not a curated record. Lineage: Eukaryota; Metazoa; Arthropoda; Insecta; Coleoptera; Chrysomelidae.
AUGUCAAUCAGAACGUUUGAUGAAUUACACAAUAAAUUAGAAAAUUCCUUGACGUUUUCUAACCAGAUAAGAAUUUCAAUUUCUUCUGUGGAGAGGCUUUGCGUGGCUUUGAGGUAUCUCGCAAGUGGAAACACAUUUACCGAUUUGCACUAUACCUACAGACUAGGCAUCUCUACAAUUAGUAACAUAGUGGAGCAGGUGUGUUACAAAAUUUGGGAAUUUAUAGGACCUGAAAGCUUACCCGAACCUACAACUGAAAAGUGGCUUGAAAUCGCAUAUAAUUUCAAUACAUAUGCCAAUUUCCCAAACUGUAUUGGAGCUGUUGAUGGGAAACAUAUACGAGUUAUAAAACCCAUCAACAACACCUCAAAUUUCAUCAACUAUAAAAAGUAUUUUUCAGUCGUGCUUUUAGCAAUUUGUGACGCUAAUUAUUGCUUUACGUACAUUGAUAUCGGCGCUUAUGGAAAAUUUGCUGACUCUAAUAUAUUUGUAAACAGCACAUUUUGGAAAAGAGUUGAACAACUACCACUACCAGGAAAUAAUAAACCACUACCUUUUGUACUUGUAGGGGAUGAUGCGUUUCCGUUGUCUCCGCAUUUAAUGCGUGCGUAUGCGAGAAAAAAUUUAAAUAACAAAAAGAAAAUUUUCAACUAUAGGCUUACAAGAGCAAGACGAUUUAUUGAAUGUGCUUUUGGUAGUUUAACCAACAAAUGGCGUAUUUUCCAUAGACCCCUUAAUGUUUCUCAGCGCCUUUGCAAAAAAAUUAUAAAAUCAUGCUGCGUACUGCAUAAUUAUGUAUGUUUAAGAGAUGGAUAUAAAUUUCAACACACCUUGUCAAUGAAAGGCGUAUACAAUAAUAAUCAAAAUGAUGCACCUCUAAUAAAUAGGCAGGGUUUCUCCAUACGAGACGAGUUUGCUAAUUAUUUCAUUAGCCCACAUGGUAAAGUUUCUUGGCAAGACUCAAAAAUAUAAUAAUUAAAUUUACAAACUUAUUUUGCAUCUUUAACUGUUAAUUAGUUUAUUACUAACUAUUAUUAUUAACUGCUAUUUAAGUUAGUGACCAUUAUGAAUAUUAUACCUUAUUGAUCACUAAAUUAAAUUAAAUAC